UAAUCUGUGGCUGUGGUGUAAUAUUAUCUGUGGAAGAAAUAACCUUUCAGUUUUGUUGUGUUCGUGUAAAUUUAAUACAAAUAAACUUAUAAAAAUAUCGAUUUUUUUGUAGUUGCUUAAUAAAUAAACUCCUUUAUUAUAAAUAAAAAUGGACGGUCCGCCGGGGACGGGACCGUCAAAUAACAAUGGAUCAAUGGGACCGCCGCCGGGAAUGCCAAACUUUCCACCAAUGCCGCCGCCGCCGGGAGCCAUAACACCCGGGAGUAUGCCGCCACCUCCAAUGGGUCCACCAGGCGCAAUGCCACCUGCUACAACUUCUGGUGGACCACCUAAUAUGCCCCCUCCGGGCAUGGGACCACCACCAGGAAUGAUGGGUAUGGGUCCGCCGGGGAUGGGCCCUCCACCUCCUGGUAUGGGUCCUCCACCGCCUGGUAUGGGUCCUCCACCUCCUGGAAUGGGCCCGCCACCUCCUGGAAUGGGUCCUCCGCCCCCCGGAAUGGGUCCUCCACCUCCAGGCAUGGGAAUGGGACCUCCAAUGGGUCCACCUGGUAUGGGACCAAGAAUGCCGCCUAAUAUGAUGCGUAGUGGUCCUAACAUGAAGGGUAAUUACAACAAUCAAGGAAUGGACAUGGGUCCCCCAGGGAUGGGACCUCCACCCAAUAUGCCUAUGGGGCAUGGUCCAUGGGAAGGUCAAGGUCCGCCAGGGUGGGGUAGACAGGGCCGUGAAGGUCCCCCUGGUUGGGAUGAGCAUGCCGAAGAAGCUGAGGAAGAAGAAGGAGACACUGAGGAGGCUAGUACACAGCAAGGUCCCUCUACAUCUCUUCCUUCAUUGUUAACUAUGAAAAUAGAUACACCAGAGGAGUUCCGUAAUAAACCAGCUCCUCCUGGAGGUGUAGUGUUGCCUAAGGCUUUAGAAGAGGCUCUUGCUUAUAAAGAUCAGAGACAGGCUGCUCUAGGAGAUGAAACUGAACCUGCAGAAGAAGAAGAAGAAGCCCCACCAGAACCUCCACCGGCACCUGUGAUCAGCACAGAAUAUGAUGCUGAGGAGGAUGAAGCAGACUCUGAUGAUGACAAUGUGCCUGAUGCACCACAACCCCCAAUUAUUUCAAAGCAAGAGGCACACUUAAACAAAGCAAAUAAAAAUAAGAGGAAGAAAAAGAAGAAGAAGGCGGCUAAACAGAAGAGAAAAGAAGAUGCUAAAAAGAAAGAAGCAAAUGGUAUUGCUAGCCAAGAUGAAGGCAAAAAGAUUAGUGACAAAGAAAAUGAAAAAGAAGCUGAUAUUGAAUAUGUACAAGAAAAUAUUCAGUUCCAUGAACUGGAGCCGAUGUACCGUCAAUUCCACCGCAUCCUUGAAGCAUUCAAAAUUACAGAGAAGAAGGAAGAAAUCAAAGAAGAAAAAGAUGCACCAAAACCAUCAAGCAAGCCUCAGGAGAAGGUUCAAGACCAGUUUGCUGUUGAUGAAGAAGCUGUAGAGAAAAACGCAGCGGACGAAAAGGAGCGCAUGUCAAAACGUAAACUGAAGAAGUUGUCGCGACUAUCGGUAGCGGAACUGAAGCAGUUGGUGUCGCGACCCGACGUCGUUGAGAUGUACGACGUAACGGCGCGGGACCCAAAGUUGCUUGUACAGCUGAAGGCACACCGUAACACUGUACAAGUCCCAAGGCAUUGGUGUUACAAGCGCAAGUAUCUGUAGGGUAAACGUGGUAUAGAGAAGCCCCCGUUCAAUUUACCCGAUUUUAUCAAGAAAACUGGCAUCAUGGAAAUGCGAGCAUCGCUGCAAGACAAAGAGGAAACGAAGACCCUAAAAGCAAAGAUGCGCGAACGUACGCGGCCCAAGCUUGGCAAGAUUGACAUUGAUUACCAGAAGCUGCACGAUGCGUUCUUCAAGUGGCAAACCAAACCUCGCAUGACUAUUCACGGCGACCUCUACUACGAGGGUAAGGAGUUCGAAACUCGGCUGCGGGAGAAGAAACCGGGUGAUCUGUCCGAGGAAUUAAGGACUGCGCUUGGAAUGCCAGUUGGACCUGGCUCUCAUAAGGUUCCUCCUCCAUGGUUGAUCGCUCAGCAACGAUAUGGCCCUCCGCCGUCGUAUCCUAACCUGAAGAUUCCCGGGCUGAACGCGCCGAUACCUGAAGGUUGUGCAUUCGGGUACCACGCGGGCGGUUGGGGCAAGCCGCCCGUCGACGAAACUGGAAAACCGCUGUAUGGCGACGUAUUUGGCCACCAGAGUAGCGGUCAGGAUGAUGCAGAGGACCAAGAUAUCGAUAGAUCAAUGUGGGGAGAAUUGGAGUCUGAAUCUGAAGAAGAAUCAGAAGAAGAGGAAUCUGGUGAGGAGGCAGAGAAAGGCGAGGAAAUGGCAGCGGGCGUGGCAACACCUGGUGAGGGUCUGGUAACGCCGCUCGGCAUCAGCUCCGUGCCGCCCGGCAUGGAGACACCUGAUACCAUCGAGCUCAGGAAGAAGAAAGUGGACACAGAUAUCGAGGGUGGUGACACACCAGCAUUGUACCAGGUGCUACCGGAGCGUCGUGUGGGGCUGACCGCGGGCAUGAUGGCUUCCACGCACGUUUACGAUAUCAGUGCUGCCAAUCCUGGUAAACGGACCGCGCCAGGGGCGGCGGCGGCCGCGGCGGCGACAGCGGGCACGGUGAGCGAGGGCGCGGCGUCGGGCGGCGGCGCGGGCGGCGUGGACGUGGCGCUGGACCCGUCCGAGCUGGAGCUGGAGCCCGAGGCGGUGGCGGCGCGCUACGAGCGCCACCUGCGCGAGCACCGGCCGCGCGCACGCGAGGACCUCUCCGACAUGCUGGCCGACCACGUCGCCAGGCAGAAGAAUAAGAGAAAACGACAACAGAAUACAGAUUCAAAACAAGCCAAGAAAUACAAAGAAUUUAAAUUUUAAUUGUGAUAUUUAUACACCUGUUUUUAUUAUUAAUAUUAAAAAAAAAUGUCUUAGUGCAAAGAUGUUAAUCUAUAUACUGGACUAGUGGAAAACUGAGUUUGCUGAUUUAAAAAAUGUACUUUUUAAUCAUUAAAAUAGUUUAAUUGUGUACUUUUACAAUUACAAUAAAUUGUGAUAAAACUA
Molecule: messenger RNA, 3079 nt
Organism: Galleria mellonella (greater wax moth)
Lineage: Eukaryota; Metazoa; Arthropoda; Insecta; Lepidoptera; Pyralidae
Gene: Sf3b2
Product: splicing factor 3B subunit 2
Exons: 13
Biological process (GO): mRNA splicing, via spliceosome
Cellular component (GO): U2 snRNP; U2-type spliceosomal complex; precatalytic spliceosome
Source: RefSeq, a predicted model, not a curated record